Nomia melanderi (Alkali bee) is the source of this 2869-nucleotide messenger RNA. It is a transcript of the gene Adck1, whose product is annotated as aarF domain containing kinase 1. Gene Ontology annotation, molecular function: protein kinase activity; ATP binding. Gene Ontology annotation, cellular component: mitochondrial inner membrane. The record is from RefSeq and is a predicted model, not a curated record. Gene Ontology annotation, biological process: protein phosphorylation; lipid homeostasis; mitochondrion organization. Lineage: Eukaryota; Metazoa; Arthropoda; Insecta; Hymenoptera; Halictidae.
CUUUACAACAAAAUUGUACAUAAAAUUCAAUAGACUUAAUAUUGUGUUAAAUGUUUUAACCUUUCGAUAAAAAACAACGAAUUUUAAAAAUAUAUAAUAUAUUUGCUUAGUAUUUAACAUGUUAUAUGGAAUGUCACAAUAACAAAAUUCAGACUGUAAAGGAAAACCACACGUGUUUUAUGCAAAUUUGUAAGCAUACCACGUGUAGAACGAAUAACAGUACAUGAGUGAAUACAGGUUAUCAUGUUACUUUUUCAAAAGAAACUGGUAUAUAAGAAAUCAAGCGAUAAAACAAUUUGGAAAUUUUUAGAGGAAAAACCGAACAAGCAAAUCAUUUUAUAAGAAAUAAUUAUCAAUACAGAAUUUCGCUCUACUUUCGUCAUAUAAAUAGUUUAGGUUAUUACAUGACCUUUGACGUUUAUGAACAAUUUUUCAAUCAGAAAACUCAAGUGUAUUACAUAACUUUUUGUUUUUAACUAACUUUAUGUUGUGUAAGAACAGGUUAUUAAGAAAACAAGAAUUUCAGCUAUAUUUUCAGGUUUAAUUUCAGGCUCAUUAUACAAAUCAUAGACUGUUUAUUUUAUAUACAAUUAACUGACAAUGUUCAAGUACAAAAGAUUAUUAAAAACAGCUAUAGUUGGAAUAAUUGGUUUUCGUACAUUCGCAUCUCUAAGAGCUAAUGAAUAUGAUUUAGGAUCUAUAGGCAUUGUAAGACUUGGGCGUGCUGCAACUACUGUUUUUAUAAUAGGCAGGCAUUAUCAGAAUGAAUUAUAUGGAAGUAAAUUAGAUAAAGAUACUCCGGAAUAUCAGAAUUUAAAAUCAAGAGUACACAAAUAUGGAGCAGAGAAACUUUUAGAACUCUGCUGUGAAAAUAAAGGUGUUUAUAUAAAAGUGGGCCAACAUAUUGGGGCAUUGGAUUAUCUAUUACCAUCAGAAUAUGUUACCACUAUGCGGGUAUUGCAUAGUUCUGCACCACAAUCAUCUUUCAAAGACGUAUUAACUGUGAUUAAAGAAGAUUUUAAGAAAGAUCCAUACGAAAUAUUUGAAAGUAUUGACCCUAAACCUUUAGGAACCGCUAGUUUAGCACAAGUCCAUAAAGCUGUAUUAAAAAAUGGCAAUGUUGUUGCUGUUAAAAUACAACAUCGGUCUGUUAAAACAAAUUCUUAUGUAGACAUAAAGAGUAUGUCAGCUUUAGUAAAGAUAACAUCAUUAGUCUUUCCUGACUUUAAAUUUGAUUGGCUUGUUGAUGAAACUAAAAAGAAUAUUCCAAAAGAAUUAGAUUUCAUGCAAGAAGGAAAAAAUGCAGAGAAAGUUCAAAGUAUAUUUUCACAUUAUCAUUGGUUAAAAAUACCAAAAAUCUAUUGGGAUAUUUCAUCGCAUCGUGUUCUGACAAUGGAAUUUGUUGAGGGAGGUCAGGUCAAUGAUUUGAAAUACAUUCAAGACAAUAACUUAAAUCCAUACGAAGUCAGCAGUAAACUGGGUCGACUGUAUAGUCAUAUGAUAUUUAUUUCUGGUUUUGUGCAUUCUGAUCCUCAUCCUGGUAAUAUAUUACUUCGAAAGAAAAAUAAUGAAGCAGAAAUAAUUCUUUUGGAUCAUGGAUUGUAUGCAGAUCUUUCUAAUGAAUUUCGAUGGGAAUAUUCUAAAUUGUGGUUAGCAAUAUUUGAUAGCAACAGAAAUGCAAUGCAAGUGCAUUGUGCUAAAUUGGGUGUUCCAGAUUUGUAUGGGUUGCUGGCUUGUAUGGUAUCAGGUAGAUCUUGGAAGGCAAUUAUGACUGGCAUACAGAGAACUAAAUAUGAUAUUCAUGAAAAGCAAGAAUUCCAAAGUGAAAUACCAAAUUUGUUACCAGAAAUUAGCGAUGUACUUCAAAGAGUGAAUAGGCAAAUGUUAUUAAUUCUUAAAACAAAUGAUCUUGUACGCUGUAUUGAACAUUCCUUGCACACAGAAUCUAGAAUGUUUGGAAUGAUGGAAAUGUCGAAAUGUUGCAUACAAUCUGUUUAUGGAGAACAACUGAAAUCAUGCAAGAAUACAUGGAUAAAGUGGAAACUUUCUGUGGCAAAGCAAUGGUCGUUAUUUAAACUAUCAUUAUAUUAUUUAUAUUUAGGAGCACUAAAUUUUAAUAUAAAAGAAUCCAUAGAUUCAUUUAUGAAUAACAACUAUUACGCUUUUUAGCAAAGAUCUUAUUUUAGAACAAAUAUAUUUUCAUUUAAAUUAUACAUGCCAUUAUUUAAAUAAUAUAAUAAAAUGUGUUCAUGGAAUAUAUACAAAUUUUUUGUACUAAAUGUGCUCAAGAGUGAUACAUUUACCUAAAAAUGUACAAACAUAGUAAUACCAUCUUUGUUGGAUGUGUAAAUUUAUUGUACAAUAGUAAUAGUCAAAUUUUUAUGAUAUGCAUUAUGUAUGUAUAUAUACAUAAUAUAUUAUGUACAUAGCUAUGUUGCAUGUAAUUUGUCUAUAGUCAUUUAUUUAUUGAAAUAAUAAAGAUUAUAUGUAUUGUAUGGGUGUAGACUAAAUAAAUCAAUAUAUAUUUCGACACCUAUUAAAUUUAGCAAACAAAUUAUAUGCAAUUUAUGUAAUAAUGCAAUGUACAAAUUGUAUUUUUUUUUAUAUAGUUGUUAAAUAAAAUAAUUGUUUUUUAGUAUUUAAGGAUCAUAAUGACUAUAAGAAUGGAGUUAAAACAAAGGAAACACCGACGGAAAUAUCUUUUCUAAGAAUUCUGAAUGAAUAAGCUCGAAAUGCAUUAUCGUCAUUCGUGAGUCAUGCAGUUCAUUCCCGUUUUGUUAAGUCAUUAUAAAAUAAAACUAAAUAUAAAUGCCUCGUAAGCUUACAACAUAAUAUGACCUGUAAUAUUAAUAAAAUGAUGAGAAAUAAA